Molecule: messenger RNA, 789 nt
Organism: Talaromyces stipitatus ATCC 10500
Lineage: Eukaryota; Fungi; Ascomycota; Eurotiomycetes; Eurotiales; Trichocomaceae
Exons: 6
Coding region: 1-789 (262 amino acids)
Cellular component (GO): mitochondrion
Source: RefSeq, a predicted model, not a curated record
AUGGACUUUAAGGAUAUGGAUCUUGAGCAUAAAGUUCGAACAAUAGAAGACAUCUUCAAGACGAACAUCGCGGAACUUUUCUCUAUUGGACCAGUCGUGAACACGGCAUUCAGGGCCAAGGAACGAGCGAAUAUGGAAAUUGAUCGCGGACCUUGGGUAUCCUCACUGGUUUAUAUACGCGCCCUGGCACUUAGAGAGAUUGCUUGGAUUCAGAAGUAUGCAAAAUCACGUUCUCCCAAUGACCCAUUGUUCGUUUCACAAAAUCUUCGUACUCCAAACGUAUUUGUCAAUGACAAUGGGGAUAUUACCAGUGUUAUCGAUUGGCAAAGCACACGGGCUGACCCCUUAUUCCUUGAAGACCAUCAUCCUCACUUUCUCGAUUAUAAUGGUGAAAUGACUCUACAACUUCCUGAAAACUUCAAGCCGCUUGAUAAAGACGUUCAAACUAUUAUCAAGAACGAAGUCUCCAAGUCGAUAUUAUUGUAUCUCUAUGAAAAGUAUACGGCGGAACGGGGUCCUCGUUUAAGUAGAGUCUUCCAAUAUCCAAAUGGCAGAACACUGACAGAUCCAAUCCUGUUUAUGGUAAACACAUGGGAUAGAGGCAUCUUGCUAUUACAAGAGUCAUUGAUCAGGGUACAAAGGAAAUUCAAAGAAACUGGGAUCCACCGGGCUUUACUGCCUAGUGUCCGAUCCAUUUUCCCUUGGAAAAAAUUCAGAGACAUCAUGAGGAUGGAGAAGGUUGGAAUGAGGAACAGGAAUUUUCGGACUCUAUAUCCGGGUAUUGGGUAG